UGUUUCGACGGGGACCGAUUGCGCUGCAACACUUCAGCGUCGGGCUCGCAUCUCGCAUGAAUGGAAUGAUAUUAUUGGUUAAAGCCUCGACUUAGGAAUGGAAACUGGAUGUCACAAAUUUCAGAGUUAACAUUUCGAGUCGGUGUCUGUCGAUGUAACGAGGGGACGCUUUGCCCUUUAGGUUCAACUUUAAAGAGCUCUCUGUUCGUUUGUGUACAGAGCGGAAGCUAAGUAGCUGCUAGCCUCAGACUGCAGGCUUCACGGCGUUGACUUAGCCUGCUAGUCAUCUCUGCUUCAGGAUCAUAGACCAACAACAACAACAACAACAAAAAAAAAACAACAACAGAGCAAAGAUGGUUGAAUCUAUAUUUGACCUCCCGGUGGAGAAGCAGAUAUUUUAUGCUGUGUUGGGGUUUUCGUGGACAGUGUAUCUCUGGGAGGCUUACCUUUCUUACAGACAGAGGAGCAUAUACAGAUUGACAACGAACGUGCCACAGGAGCUCGGCAAGAUUAUGGAUUCUGAAACAUUUGAGAAGUCGCGUCUUUAUCAGCUGGAUAAAAGCAACUUCAGCUUUUGGUCUGGACUCUACUCCGAGACUGAAGGGACGUUGAUCCUGCUCCUGGGUGGAAUCCCGUUUCUGUGGGGCGUCGCUGGUUCUGUGAUGACUCGCUUCGGAUUGGGCUCCGAGUACGAGAUCACGCAGUCACUUGUGUUUCUGACGCUUGCCACCCUGUUCAGCGCCUUCACCGGACUCCCCUGGAGUUUGUACAACACAUUCGUCAUUGAAGAGAAGCACGGCUUUAAUCAGCAGACAAUAGGCUUCUUUCUGAAGGAUGCUGUGAAGAAGUUCGUUGUGACCCAGUGUAUCCUGCUGCCCGUCACCUCACUGCUCCUGUACAUCAUCAAGAUCGGUGGGGACUACUUCUUCAUCUACGCCUGGCUCUUCACCCUGGCUGUGUCUCUGGUACUUGUGACUAUCUAUGCGGACUACAUCGCUCCCCUCUUUGAUAAGUUCACUCCUCUGCCAGAAGGAGAGCUGAAGACAGAUAUCGAGUCCAUGGCCAAGAGUAUAAGCUUCCCCCUCACUAAGGUGUAUGUAGUUGAAGGUUCCAAGCGUUCGUCACACAGCAAUGCGUACUUUUACGGGUUCUUUAAAAACAAACGCAUUGUGCUGUUUGACACUCUGCUGGAAGACUACUCGCCUCUGAACAAGACCGGAGAGCCUCAGACGGAGCAGCCAGAGGCCGAGGAUGCACCGAACGAAUCAAAAGCCAAGCCCAAGAACAAGAAGCAAGGAUGCAAUAACCCAGAGAUCCUUGCAGUCCUGGGUCAUGAGCUGGGCCACUGGAAGCUGGGCCACACCGUGAAGAACAUCGUCAUCAGUCAGAUGAACUCCUUCCUGUGCUUCUCCCUGUUCGCUGUCCUGAUUGGACGUAAGGAACUGUUUGUUGCUUUCGGCUUCAAUGACAGCCAACCCACAUUAAUAGGCUUGAUGAUUAUCUUCCAGUUCAUCUUCUCCCCCUACAAUGAGCUCCUGUCCUUCUGUCUGACCGUCCUGAGUCGCAGGUUUGAGUUCCAGGCCGAUGCCUUUGCUCGCGCCAUGGGCAAAGCCUCUGAACUAUACUCCGCACUCAUCAAGCUCAACAAGGACAACCUGGGCUUCCCUGUGGCCGACUGGUUGUUCUCCAUGUGGCACUAUUCCCACCCUCCCCUCCUGGAGCGCCUCAGAGCGCUGGGCAGCAUCAAGCAGGACUGACGGGGCUGGAAGGGGGAGGAGCGAGCGCUGCCUCCUCCAAAGGGCCUCCGCAGACCGCUACUGGCCCUCUGAUGCACCCUAGUUUUCUUUUUUUUUGUCUUACCUACCACCCCCUUCAUUUUUUUAAUCUUCUUUGAUUAAUUACUCUGCUUGCCAUAUUUUCAUACUUUCCUCUCUGUUCCCUUUUGAAACUUUAUUUUAAACAAAACCAAAACAUAUCAGCACAAGCCAGCCUAAAAAAAAAAAAACCCCUUCGAUUAAAGACUCGAGAGAUGCCUUACAUGCACUCACUGAAAGCUCCUGGGCAAUGUGUGUUUAGCAAGAGCUAUUGUCAGAGCACAGGUCACAUUUAUGCAGAUUGAGUUGAGGUUUGUUUUUUUAAAUUCUUUUUUAUUUCUGGGCAAUUUAAUUAUAAAUUUAUUCUAUGAAAAGAUGGAAUUUCCCAUUUCAAAUCUGAAAUAAUUCUAGCAGAUUUACGUACUUUCUGUUGUGGUGUUUACAUGACACAAAUGUUAAAGGGACAAGAGUAUUUUUUUAAAACUUAACUUAGUUAAUCCAACAGUAAAACAAGUUUUUACUUACUGCAGAUUGAAAAAAAAAAACCAGCAACAACAAAAUGACAUCAUGGGUGGGAGAUGGACAACUUGCAUGCUCAUGACAAGGCUUUUUGCAGAUACACAGGCCAGACUGUGAUUCUCCUCUCAGGUGAAUCUGUUGCUAUGGAAAUAUUUUCAGGUGAGCUCAAUAGUAAAAACAUCUGUUAUGUCAAAUUCACAGUUUUGCAAAAGAAAAAAAAAUACUUUGUCACUGGGGCAAAAUUCAGGGCCUUUUACCAUUUCUGUUUUAGGUCAGAUAAUGGACGCGUGAUGACCAGAGCAGUGCGGAUAAUUUUAUUUUAAUUUAGGCUAGACUUGUGAUUUUCAUUUUUUACUUGCAGUUGGGGGGGAGGGCUUGUUUUACUUUUUUUCUUAGGCAGUUUCCAACCAUACCUGUACAUAUGUAACAUUUAUGAAAAAGAAAAAUGGCAUAUGAUGUGACUUGUGAAAAAUGUUGAACGUGGUUUGAAAUUUUAAGUUGAACAAUGUUUCUUAGUUUCUUCUCUUGGUUUUGGGCUGAGUGAGCUCAGAGUUGUCUGACAAGCGAAAUAUUCAUAGGAAAAUUGGGGAAUGAAGUCUGCGAGGUUCCUUUCACCACUUAAGUCAGUGCUUGGUUUGUUCAAUGAGGGAACUGUGUACCGUCUUUGCAGCAAUGAAUAAAAAUCCUUCAAAGCAUU
This is a messenger RNA of Labrus bergylta (ballan wrasse), 3030 nucleotides long. RefSeq names its product zinc metallopeptidase, STE24 homolog (gene zmpste24). Gene Ontology annotation, cellular component: endoplasmic reticulum membrane. The record is from RefSeq and is a predicted model, not a curated record. Gene Ontology annotation, biological process: CAAX-box protein processing. Lineage: Eukaryota; Metazoa; Chordata; Actinopteri; Labriformes; Labridae. Gene Ontology annotation, molecular function: metalloendopeptidase activity.